Messenger RNA from Oreochromis niloticus (Nile tilapia), 4093 nucleotides. RefSeq names its product dimethylarginine dimethylaminohydrolase 1 (gene ddah1). Gene Ontology annotation, cellular component: mitochondrion. Lineage: Eukaryota; Metazoa; Chordata; Actinopteri; Cichliformes; Cichlidae. The record is from RefSeq and is a predicted model, not a curated record. Gene Ontology annotation, molecular function: amino acid binding; dimethylargininase activity. Gene Ontology annotation, biological process: arginine metabolic process; positive regulation of nitric oxide biosynthetic process. The transcript is spliced from 5 exons. The coding region runs from base 687 to 1391 and encodes 234 amino acids.
UCUAUGGAUGAUGCACUGAUCGUAGACCACUUUUAAUUUCGUUGUACCUGCGACAAUGACAGUAAAGACAUUCUGAAUCUAACUGACCAGCCAACAGUCCACAGCAAUGUUUACAAGCACAUAUGAAGGGAAAUGUAUAUCCUUCUAUAACUGAACAGCUACAUCCGGGUAGUGUUUUGCAUUUUCCUUGGCAAAAAAAAUCUAACAGACCCUUUUUUGAUUUCUGACUUGUUCAUUUAUCCCUACAGAGAUAUGGAAACCGUGUUUGUUUUUCCCUGUUAUUGUUUUGAAUAGACUGUUAAAGCUCGAGUUUUACUAUCAGGUUUUGCUCUGUUGAUCCAGUGGAUAAUUGAUUGAGCCACAGGCUCAUGGGGUCCUGUCACUCGCUGGGCUGAGCGCCUGGCUGAGGGCUGACAGACUCAGGCUACACGUGAUGGUCGGUGCGCGUCACCGAAGCGCUGUCGCUCGCCUGGAGACUGGAGCAGGGCUGACUGACACUGUGUGCAGCAGGCUACUGUAAAUAAAGAAUAAAAGCCCAACAAACUAACAGGGAACAAAUAAGCAAGCUAGGAAUUAUCGAGUCAGCUGACUCUAGUUUUUUUCUCUCUCAUUCAUUCGCCGAGUUGUCUCUCAGGGUGUUUUUUUUUCUCCAGAUUUGAACGUGCCAAGUAAAGGGAACGCAAAACAUGGCUGGUUUGAUGGCAGGUUACGGUCAUUACACCCACGCCGUCGUCCGGGGAAUCCCUGCGUCCCUGGCCAAAGAAGCGCUUCGGAGCAGCCAGACAGAGGUGGACCUGGCCAAGGCGGUGAAGGAGCACGAGGCAUACGUCGAGGUCCUGAGGACGAGGCUCGGGCUGGAGGUGGUCGAGCUCCCCGCGGACGAGUCACUCCCGGACUGCGUGUUCGUGGAGGACGCGGCCGUGGUGUGCGGUGACACGGCGCUCAUCACCAGACCCGGGGCUGAGAGCAGGAGAGGAGAGACGGAGGCAAUGAAAGGGGCUCUGAAGGAUUUAAAUCUGAACAUUGUGGAAAUGACUGAUGAGAAUGCGACACUGGAUGGAGGAGAUGUCCUUUUUACGGGUCGAGAGUUCUUCGUGGGACUUUCCAAACGGACCAAUCAGAGAGGAGCAGAGAUCUUAGCAGAUGCAUUUAAGGACUAUGCCGUUUCCACUGUGCCUGUGCUCGACGGCCUGCACCUGAAGAGCUUCUGCAGCAUGGGAGGACCAGGCCUUAUUGUAAUCGGCUCCAGUGAACCAGCACAGAAAGCCCUCAAAGUGUUUGAGAAGCUGAAGGACCACAUGCUGAUACCCGUGUCCAACUUGGAGAAGGUCAAAGUGGAUGGAGCCCUGACAUGUUGCUCUGUCCUCAUCAACAAGAAGGCCAACAUCUGAGCGGGGUCACUAGGGGUCUCUCAGUGCAUGGUAACCAAGCGGAGCCUUUAACUAAUCACCAUGGAUCCCAAGGUUUGACUGUCCUGGUAUACAGAGGAGGUGUAGGGAAGUUUAAUGUUGCUGAGGGGCAAAGGGAGUAAUGUCUACCCUUUCACUCCAAAACACUAAAAUAACAUUAAAAAUGUGAAAGAAUAGUUCAGUUGAUUUAAAAUACAAUAUGUUUGUCACAUUUUCUCCUUAUUAAUUAAUUUGUAAUUUUCCAAUAGCAUAUGCUGCUUCACUUGUCUACAAGCUGUUGUCAUUAAUUAUAAGUGUAUCUGAUAAAGACCUGAUCCCAGAUCAGAUUAGUCAGCCAUGUUGAAUUUCCCCUUUAACCUGCACAGCAGCAACUGCUCAUUAGUAGAACCACACUUACUUACUGUCCAGUGUUUACAACUCUUUAAAAGAACCACACAGAACAGAGCGCUGGCGACAGACCCAGUGGGACCUGUCAGCUGUUGUCUCUGUAUAGUCUUACCAACAUUUGACUUCAGAUGUAUUAAUAAUUCAACUAAUUCAGACAUCAUUUGGGUACAAAAAAAGAUACAAUUGAUGUGCAUUGUUUAUGUUCACCCUUUUAACUGUGAUUUCAUCUUUCUGCGUGUUUGCUUAUGUAAUGAAUUGUACACUAAUUCUUCAAGAACUAUGUUUUGGAGCAAGUCCUGCUACGAUGUGAUAUAAAAUCUCAAUGUGAUUGUUGCAGUUACAUUUUUUUCCUCUUGUAUGUUGAAUUGCUUCUAUUCCUUUACAAGUGGUGCUAAAACAAACUUCCAAAACCAUAACAUUGCUUAUUAAUUCAAAAAGAUAUUUUGAAUUCUUAUUCUGAAAGUACAGUUCUUAAAAUACUUGAAAAGCCUUGUGGAGAUGUGAGAUUGUGGUGUGAUUACAGUGAUUUUUUUUUUGCAUUAUAACUUGUUUUUCAUUAAAGCCACCCGAUAGAGAAGCUACCAGCGACUGAAGAUUAUAUGUAAAAGAUGGAUGUCACCUCCCAAUCUGGGGAAAAAGAAAACAAAAAAAUAUUACGCUCGUGUGGAAGUGCCUUAAACCUGCAUUACUUAUAAUGGGCACCAGGGGGCGACACCUCUUGUUGCAAAACGAAGAAAAGAUCAUGGAUUGUAUGGAAGUCUACAAGAAAAUGAUCCUACUUUGCAUUUGUUGUAUGACUUCAGAAAACAUGGAUGAGUUUAUAGUCUCAGUCGGUGUCCAAUUAAAAAAAAAAUGCCAUCGUAUCGGCAUCAAUUAAAACAAUAUGGCAUUGUUUUAAUUGAUUUUCAAUGAUGAUCUAUUUAGGGUAAAACACAUAAAGGUAAAGAUGAAGAAGGCUAUUCUUUAGCGUCCAGUGUCACUUGUUUUUUGUUUUGUUUUAUUUAGUCAGAUCUACUCCUUGCUCGUCCAGGUUCAAAACAUUAAGAUGGCGAUGACAAAAAUGCUCCUUGCAAACCAAUGUGUAGCUGCAUCCAUCUUUUAUAUACAGUCUAUGGCAGUAACUGGUCAAGUGAUGCUAUAUUGCAGUGGUUUCGUAACAUUUUGUUGAUGUAAACAUUGUAUAAACAAAGAGGGGAUGACAGACAUGUAAGAAAUACUUUGUGUCAACCCGGCAGAGGUGGAAAAUGUCAUUAUUAAACUCUGAACUAGACUUUCAUUUACUCGAAUAGAACACCUCUGCUCCUUUUAAUCUACAAUACCUCUCUGGAAAAUCAAUGACUUCAAUCCUGCUGAAUGAUUCUGAAGGCACUGUAGUUUUCUCACAUCAUUAACUGUGCCAGUGUUGUUAAUUACUCUAUUUUUUCUUCUUUUUUUCCCCCUGAAUGGCAGUUUUCACUCCACUGUUGACUAAGAUCUUGCUGGGAAACUCUGUCUGUCUCACAGAAUCCAGUAGGACCAAACGUCACUGCAGUCAGAGUUUGUACUCAAAUACAGAACAAGCUGUUUGCUGUGUUUCCAUGUGUUGUGUCCCAGUAGGAGCUGAAAGGUUGAUCUGCCUCGGUGGCCUUAUUCCUGUUGUUGCUGAAUUCACGUUUUUAGGGCCUGUAAACAUGGCAACAUAGCAUACGUAAACACGUGUAUACUGUGUUACACCGUAUGUAUGUUAAAGCCCAUCAGAUUUCAAACCAUGUCAUUUCUCACUGUGAUUGCAAGUGAAAGUUAAGGAAAUGACAUCAUGAGGUGAGUCAACCUCCCUCCACAGACAUUUGUGUAUGGGCAAGUGGGCAGUGAUGAAACAUGGAAAGAAUUCUUGUUGGGAGGAGAGGCUUGUACGCCAGUAAACACUGACUCUUUUAAACUUUCUCUCUUUCUCUCAACUGUCUCCCUCUCAUAGCUCGCUUUUCUCCCACCCUCUGCGAUUGCCUCAUAGACGAUUGUGGGCUAAUUUAUGGCCAUGAUAUCAUACAGUCUGGCGAACGCUGUAGAUGUGAUGGCCUGCCGUUAAAGUGCGACAGCAGUAUAUUUUACAGAAGGCGGCUGGCUGGAUGUGUGGUGAUAGCAUACAGUAGUUGCAGAGCCAUUUGUGAUUCUCAUACAGUGAGUGAUCCAGUCAUACACUGUCUGAUUAGUACUGUGUCAAGAGCUGGCAUUAUCUAAAAUCCUCAACCUCCCCGAGUGACACCAAAAUAUUCAAUAAAUGUCUGAAUGAACAUUUAAAGCAGUUCUUGCUUUUUGAA